Molecule: messenger RNA, 1099 nt
Organism: Dioscorea cayenensis subsp. rotundata (Guinea yam)
Lineage: Eukaryota; Viridiplantae; Streptophyta; Magnoliopsida; Dioscoreales; Dioscoreaceae
Exons: 5
Coding region: 232-810 (192 amino acids)
Source: RefSeq, a predicted model, not a curated record
UCCGAAUGCAUCCGUGUGUAAAUCCCGAGGCAACUCCAUAUGACGUCAUCUUCAUAUCGGAUUCGGGAUUGAUAACGGAUCUUGUCUCAAAAGAAUCCGAACCCGUUAAGGAGUUUCAAAUCUGUGGAUCGAUCAUCCCUCGCUUUUUCUCUCGAGACGAAGCUCCAACACCCCAUUUUUCCAGUGCUAGGGUUAGGGUUAGGGUUAGGGUUUUUGGUUCUCUCGCUGGUGAUGGAUCUCUCGCCGGAGACCGAUGAGUACAUCCGUGAAUCCAUUGAGGACUCUGUCGGCCUCCCCAUCCCUGCUCGGACUCUCCGCCUCAAACUCAUCGCCUCCGAGGAUGAGCGCCACCGCCUGCAGGACCAUAUUUUUCUCCUCGGUGAUCGCCUUGAAGAUGCUGAGCGGCGGCUGGAGGAGUGCCGGGUGGAGGCGAGUAUGAAUGCACUGGAGCUGAGGAAGUGCAUCGAGGAGAAGGCAGCGAUGAUCUCGGAACAUCGGGCAUUGACCGAACAUUGCGCCUGUCUGGAAGAAGAGUGCUUGCGGUAUGAGCGGGAUCUCAAGAGGCUUAUGGAGGCUUGUGAUGAGUUGGGAAAGGAGAACGAUGCUCUCCAAGAAUGUCUUCUGGAUAACUCGGUUGUGAGAUUAGUGGAUGAAAUUGGGUUACUGAAACAGGAUAAGCAACAAAUGAGGAUCAAUCUUUGCAGAGCUGAAGACGAGGUUAAGGCACUCUUUGAGGAAAAUAAACUCCUGGACCAAGAGAAUAGGAGGUUGUUGGCGCAGUUAAAAAGAAAGACAGCACCAAGAAACUGAUGACCAACAUUCUGCUGGUGCUUCUGUUGAGGGAAAGCCAAAAUCAACAUUAAAGGGAGGAGGCAACCCUGAACAAGCUCCGGAUCCUCAAAAUAAAGGUACACCUAGAAAACCAUUGUCUCCCCUGCAGCAUAAUUAAUUGGCCCGUUGAUAAGAAAUUAGAGACGCAAAUGACUGUUAUCCAGUUUCCAACCCAGUGCUUGUACAUGUUAAUGCCCUGUUUUUCUGAGUUUCUAUACUACAGGGCACAAUAGAAGCAUUUGUAGCUAAUAUCAUAUCCCAACUUGCU